AUCACUUUUGUGUUUUUCUAUUCUACGUGCCAAGUGCACACAAUGACGACAGAAAGAAGUUAAUCUGUGGGGAUGGUGAUAAAACCAAUACUGAAGGCCCUAACAAAAAUCUCCAAUACCUCAAAUCACCCGUCUCCUUAAAAUUACUCUCUUCCCUAACAAAUCACACCUCACCAAUCAAACAGCCAGGCCGUCACUGUUGUCCUUUUCCCUAACCAUUUUAAGUAUCAUUUAUAACAUUACCAUAGAAUCACUUCUUGUGUGGAUCUGUAGUUCUGGUUUCCAGUUUUGCUCCAAACCAGCUUAGUAAUAAUUUAAUAAUGUCUGCUGCAAGCUUUUCAGCUCCGGUGGCUGGAUCCACCUAUGUAGGCUUAAAACCUAACCCAGCAAAGCUGUUUGUGAUGAAGGAUUCGGUUGCUUGGAACAAGAAGACUGUAUCGAAUGGAUCUAAGACUCACUGUAUGAAGGUUUGGAACCCGAUUGAUAACAAGAAGUUUGAGACUCUCUCCUACCUUCCACCUCUCACUGAUGAAUCAAUCGCCAGGGAAAUUGAUUACAUGAUGAAAAAAGGAUGGGUCCCAUGCCUUGAAUUUGAUGCACUGGGGUAUGUUUAUCGUGAGAAUAGCAGAAUCCCAAACUACUACGAUGGGAGGUACUGGACACUGUGGAAGCUUCCUAUGUUUGGUUGCACGGACGCAUCUCAAGUCCUCCAUGAAAUCGCCGAGUGCAAGAAGGCGUAUCCUACUGCUUUCAUCCGAUGUCUGGCUUUUGAUAACAUCAGGCAAGCUCAAUGUAUGUCCUUUGUCAUUCAGAAACCCGCCACCACCUCCUAGAUCUUCUGCUCCUUGAAAAAGUUCUAGCGCGAAUCUGUUCUGCUUGUUCAUCAUAAUCUCUUCGCUUACAGCGAAUGUUUUUCUUCUGUUAAAAUAAUGUGGUAGGUGAAUGACUUUGUUGGAUAAAUGCUUUAUGUUAUAUUCCGAAAUGAUAAACAAUCUGUAACUUGUUU
Messenger RNA from Daucus carota subsp. sativus, 1006 nucleotides. Its product is annotated as ribulose bisphosphate carboxylase small subunit, chloroplastic 3-like. The record is from RefSeq and is a predicted model, not a curated record. Bases 321 to 833 code for a protein of 170 amino acids. Lineage: Eukaryota; Viridiplantae; Streptophyta; Magnoliopsida; Apiales; Apiaceae. The transcript is spliced from 3 exons.